This is a messenger RNA of Syngnathus typhle (broad-nosed pipefish), 1221 nucleotides long. It is a transcript of the gene endouc, whose product is annotated as endonuclease, polyU-specific C. Bases 128 to 1063 code for a protein of 311 amino acids. The record is from RefSeq and is a predicted model, not a curated record. Gene Ontology annotation, molecular function: RNA endonuclease activity. The transcript is spliced from 8 exons. Lineage: Eukaryota; Metazoa; Chordata; Actinopteri; Syngnathiformes; Syngnathidae.
UUUUGCUAUGCGCAUGCGUAUUGGUCUAACUUGCAAAGUUGUCCGCUCGGACACGACCCCAGACCCCUGCACAAUCUUGGUUGUUCGCUGUACGUACCAGAAGUGAAGUACGAGGAAAAAAAGCAUCAUGACUUGGAGGAUAUGUGCAGCCUUCCUCUUUGGAGUCUUCCUCAGUGGACUGAAUGCAUCCAGACCGGUAUUAAACCAAGAACUUUCCAACCUUUUCAACGAGCUCUGGAGACUGGAUACGAAUCGAAUGACGCCUGGUGUAGAUUACACCGUCUCUGUUCAAGGUCGAGCCGAGUUUGUGAGCCCUGGAAGUCAGAUUGUACUUGAUCAUGCUUCUUUGCCGCUUUUCUCCAAUGUCAAUGAAGUCAAGAUGAGGAACACCACCACCAUCUCCAGGCUUUUGAGGUUGCUGGAUAACUACGAGAGGUCCACCGGCGUGGCUGAGCAAGUCACCGCCGUGGAGCGGGUAGAGACCAGCCGGUUCCUGGACGCCAUCCUAGAGACAGAAGUCAUGAAGCACACUCACAGAUAUCUAGUGAGUAAAGGACAGUCUUCAUCUAACUUGAGACACUUUAAGAAUCAGCUGCUCCUGAUCUGGUUUCACCUCUACCACAGACAGAGGAACACUGGGCCUGACUCCUGCGGCUUUGAGCAUGUGUUUGUUGGAGAGAUCAAAUCUAGCAGUGAAAUCACAGGCUUCCAUAACUGGAUCCAGUUCUACAUGCAGGAAAAGGGCAGUCUGUUGGACUACAAAGGCUACAAGGCUAGACAACACGACUUGCCCGACGAGGACGACCAUGUCAUGAGCCUCCAGUUCAGCUGGCACAGCGUCCUCAAACCCGUGGGCAGCUCCUUCAUCGGCACCAGCCCCGAGUUCGAGAUGGCCCUCUUCACCGUUAUCUUCCUCAUGAACACGGAGAGAAGCACCACAGUACUGGUCAACAUCGACCAGUGUCAAAUGGAGCUGAUGGUCGUCCGACACGGACGCUCCCUCGGCACCGCCUACCCCAGACUUCUCAGCAGCAACAGUAGACACAUUAGGCAGCAGGCGUAAUGAUCUUCUGAUUUUAAUUCAGCUUUGCUUUACAGCGUCCCACUGAGAUGGUAUAGCGCUUCUCGGGAGACCAGGCCGAACAAUAAUAAAAAUAAAUCGACUGAAAUGUAAUGUGUUAUAAUACUGAUUUAACCAUUAAAGGUUUAGCAAUAAAACAA